Molecule: messenger RNA, 990 nt
Organism: Zophobas morio
Lineage: Eukaryota; Metazoa; Arthropoda; Insecta; Coleoptera; Tenebrionidae
Product: troponin C, isoallergen Bla g 6.0101-like
Exons: 4
Coding region: 253-792 (179 amino acids)
Cellular component (GO): myosin II complex
Molecular function (GO): calcium ion binding
Source: RefSeq, a predicted model, not a curated record
UUAAUCUUCAGAAAAUGCAUUUGUUAAUUUUUCACGUAAUAAAUAGUAGUUGAAUUGACUCCACUUUUAUUGCGUAUUUCAAGCGUAACCUUGUUCCGGUGUACUCAAAAUCGGCUAUUAUUUUUUACCCACUAUCCCCUCCUUCAUUGAAAGGUGACUCUGAUUGAUAGUUCUAUAAAUAUUUCGUCCUUUAAUUAAACCUGCUUUAGUUAAUUAGAUUCUGCUCAGCAUCAAGUACACGACAGGUGAAAAAUGGUAGGUUUUUACUUUCAUUUUCUAGUUUUAUUCAGUUUGAUUUUUUUAAAGGAAGAGGAAGAACUAGAGAAAUUCAAAGACCUCGAUAUCUCCAAAGAUCAGUUAAAAUUGCUUAAGCAGAUUUUCGAUUCCUUCGACUUGGAGAAAAAAGGUGAAAUCGGUGUGGACAUGAUCGCACCAAUUCUAGACAUGUUAGGCCAUCAACUAGGAGUCGAAGAACUACAGGGAAUCAUCUCAGAAAUCGACGCAGACGGCAAUGGCGUGAUGAACUUUGAAGAGUUUGCAAAUUUAGCUUCCAGGUUUGUAGUAGAGGAAGAGGAAGACACUGAAGCGAUUUUACGAGAGCUGAAAGAUGCGUUUCGACUGUACGACAAAAACGGCUUGGGUUACAUCAGUGUUGACUUACUAAGAGAAAUUUUAAAAGAGCUCGACGACAAGUUGACUCCUAACGAUCUUGAACAAAUGAUCGAAGAGAUUGAUACCGACGGUUCAGGAACCGUCGAUUGGGAAGAAUUCAAAGCGAUGAUGAUUGGAUAAAAGUGUAUCCCGUAAUUAACAGUCAACGCAAUUAGAAAACAGUGAUAAUAUUUCGAACACAAUUUAAUUUCGUCCUGUCAUCGUGCCAGAACUUCUAUAAUAAGUAUGACGCUGUUAUCGAACGUAAGAACAUGGCAUUGUCAAAACUUUAAUUAAACGUGUUUUGUAUCAAACGUUAAAAAUAUCACCAACAGGCUA